CCCAGUGAGUGAGCGUUUUGUGUGUGUAUUAAUGGGGAGAAAACCGUGUUGUGAAAAGAAGGGACUGAAGAAAGGGCCGUGGACGGCGGAUGAAGAUAAGAAAUUGGUUGAGUAUAUCACCAACAAUGGCAGCCAUGGCAGCUGGUGUUCCCUACCAAAACUUGCAGGUCUUCUUCGUUGCGGGAAAAGUUGCCGACUUCGUUGGACAAACUAUCUUAGACCAGACAUUAUACGAGGUCCCUUUAGCUCCGAGGAAGAGAAGCUUGUUAUAGAAUUGCAUGGCAUUCUCGGAAACAGAUGGGCAGCCAUUGCAUCUCAACUGCCGGGAAGAACAGACAAUGAGAUCAAGAACUUAUGGAACACCCAUCUGAAGAAGCGUGUGCUUAAAGUCGGCAUUGAUCCUCAAACUCACACGCAUCCCUUGACAUCCAAUGGAUUGGUGGAAAGAUGUCCUGCAUCUCCCUCGACACUACAUAUGAUACAAUGGGAGAGUGUAAGGCUCGAAGCCGAAGCUCGUCUCUCAAGAGAAACACUAUUUGGAAAAUCGGAUUCUGACUAUUUCUUACGCUUGUGGAAUUCCGAGGUUGGAGAAGCAUUUCAAAAAUUCGACAAGGGCAACAAAACUGCUUGUCAAUAUUCAGUCUCAACUUCAUCAACAAAGCACGGAUCAAUAUCAGGAACCACGACAGAAAUGUGUCUGAUUCGAACAGGUUCAUCAGUGGAUGCAGACUGCAAGAACAGCGAAGGGUACGCUGACGAUGUUGUCUUGCCAAAGUCGGAUUCCAUGAAUUCUAAUGAAAUAGAGGAUUCGUCCGAAUCUGUGUUGCAGUUUCUAUUGGAUUUCCCUAGUAACAAUGAUGGCUAUAGCGUAAAUCCUGCCUUCUUCAAUGAAAGAUCCUUGAACUGAUCUCUUAAGGAUAAAGAAUUUUUGCUGGGGUUUUUUGUGUUCCAGCUUUAGAGGAAUGUUGGGGAAUGAGUUGUUCGGCCAAUGUAUGAGACAUAUUUGGUACACAAUAUUCGAU
Olea europaea var. sylvestris is the source of this 1022-nucleotide messenger RNA. RefSeq names its product transcription factor MYB41-like. The record is from RefSeq and is a predicted model, not a curated record. The coding region runs from base 32 to 907 and encodes 291 amino acids. The transcript has 3 exons. NCBI's taxonomy places the organism in Eukaryota, Viridiplantae, Streptophyta, Magnoliopsida, Lamiales, Oleaceae.